AUGAUUCAUAUUUCUAUUCCAUCUACUCGAACACAAACAGAACCUGAUGAUCCAUUCAACAAAUAUACUGUUUAUGAUAUUCACGUAAAUGGAGCUUUUCAUGCAAGUGUUCGUUAUAAUUUACUUUAUACACUUCAUGAAAAACUUGUUGAAACUUUUGGACAUCGUUUAGAAGCUCCCGAAUUUCCGCCCAAAAAAAUAUGGAAAUUAGACAACAAAUCUUUAAAUGAAAGGAGAGAAGCGCUUUCUAAAUAUUUACAAGGAGUUAUUUCGAGUCCAGAUGUUGCCAGACACGCAAUUAUUGAAAAUGCUUUCCUUGAAUUUCAAGUCAGAUCAUUUUCUGCCUCAAUAAGUAGAGUUGUUAAAUUAGAAAUUUUAUUACCUGAUGGAAGGCCUGUAUAUAUUGAAUGUUGUGCUGAUGAUUCUACAAAUUGUGUUAUGUUGAAACUUUGCCGGGCUAUAGUUAUGAAUGAAAGAAAUAUUAGAUAUUUUGGAUUAUUUCUUGCACAUCAAAGACCUGAAUUAUGUGAUAAUGGGGAUGAAAGUACAUCAAAUAGCUCCUCUACUCGUUUCAGCAUGCUUUGUGUUCGUUGGCUAAAAAAUUUCGAAUCGCCUUUUAUUUCCCAACAACUUUCAAACCCCUCAAAAGACCAGCAAUUUCAACAUAAAAUUCUCAUUCGUCGAGUCUCUUGGGAUCCAUCACUUGAAGAACCUUUAUUAGACGAUCCUGGUUCAUUAAAAGCAUUAAAUGAUAUUCAAAAAGGACUUUUACAAGUUCCUUCGGAUGUAAAAACAAAACUUACUUCACUUCAAGAAUUUGGAGAAUUUAAACAGUUUGUUCGUCUUUGUCAUUUACAAGUUGGUUAUGGAUAUGAAUGGUUAGCGCCUGUACUUGCAGAACUCACUCCAAAGGGUGAAAUGACACUUUGCGAGUUAAAAGUUGGAAGAAGACAAUUAUUACUUGAAUAUAAAGAUGUGGAGGAUAAUGAGACAAUCCGUACAUGCAAAUUAUUAUCAAAAAGGAUUCGUGUUUGGCGUGUAUCUCAUUUAGACAAUCCUUUACAACAAAAUAAUCAACAAUUAAAUAAUACCUCAAUGAUGACAUUUCAAUUGGAAUAUUUAAUUCGUAGAGAUGAAUUUUCCGUUUUUACAUUAGAAAUGGAAUCAACACAUGCUGUUUUACUUUCUUUAUUUUUACAAUCAAUUGCUGAUGAAAUUUUACGUUCUCGUGAAGGAUCCACUUCUCCUCCAUAUAAAUUUGAUGAUUGUAUUUCUAUACGUGCUGCUGAAUCUUUAGAAGCAUCAAAAGCUAAUUCAAUUUUGUCAGACCAAUUAAGUAUUAAAUCUGCUAGUGGUUCUUCUGUAUCUAAUGGAAUAGAGGGAGAAAUUAUGCAAAAUGGUUAUGGAAAUUUUGUAAUAAAAUUAAUAUCUUAUCAAAUGCCUUUUAUGGAAAAUGAAAGUUUUGAAGAUGUUGGUGAUGAGGAUUUGUAGAGAGAGUGUCGAUAUUAAAUUGUUGUCAGUAGGUCAUGACAGGAAUAACUUUUGCUUCGGGAAAAUUU
Messenger RNA from Meloidogyne enterolobii, 1559 nucleotides. The record is from the annotation of a GenBank genome assembly. Lineage: Eukaryota; Metazoa; Nematoda; Chromadorea; Rhabditida; Meloidogynidae.